Molecule: messenger RNA, 912 nt
Organism: Botrytis fragariae
Lineage: Eukaryota; Fungi; Ascomycota; Leotiomycetes; Helotiales; Sclerotiniaceae
Product: putative small nuclear ribonucleoprotein sm d1 protein
Exons: 4
Coding region: 1-912 (303 amino acids)
Biological process (GO): RNA processing; vacuolar proton-transporting V-type ATPase complex assembly; spliceosomal snRNP assembly
Cellular component (GO): U12-type spliceosomal complex; commitment complex; SMN-Sm protein complex
Molecular function (GO): RNA binding
Source: RefSeq, a predicted model, not a curated record
AUGGCAUCGGAAUUCUUCGUUUCCCUUUGGGAAUCCAUCUUCACACCUGGUCCAACUCCCGUCCUCCUUGUUGCAACCAAUGCCACGUUCGCAGCCCUACAACUUGUGUUCCUAUCCCUCUUGAUCGCUACAUAUAGUAUCCAUUUCGUGAUUCUAUCGUUUCUUUGUGGCGGGUUAUGGUGGGCUAUAAACUGGUUCGCCGCAGAGCUGAAGACGGUGAAAGAGCAAGAGGAAGCACGAAAGAAGACAGAAGCGGGAGCUGGAGGAGAAGCUAGUGAUACGGAUGUAGAGACUGUUGUUGAUGACGAUGGUCCGCCAGGAAGCAAGGAGGUCGAGGUCUUGGAAGUGAAGGGGGAGUUGAAGAGCAGAGCACAUUCUAUGGGAGGAGGAAAUAAGAGUGAGCCCAGUACUGAGGAUGAGUGGGAGAAAGUUAGCCCAUCAAUCGACCUCACGAUCCACUAUCAACCACCAAUAUACAUCAACAAUAAAACCGCCAUUAUGAAGCUCGUCAGGUUUCUCAUGAAAUGUGCGAACGAAACGGUCACUAUUGAGCUUAAAAAUGGCACAAUCAUCCACGGUACCAUAACUUCCGUAUCUCCUCAAAUGAACACAGCUCUCCGCACUGUCAAGAUGACGCCAAAGAAUGGCACUUCUCUCACCCUUGAUACCAUUAAUCUCAGAGGUUCCACAAUUCGUUAUUACAUUCUGCCUGAUUCGUUACCGCUCGACACAUUGUUGAUAGACGAUGCACCAAAGCCAAAGAACAAGGCGAGAAAGGAAGCUGCAGGCACUACCGAUACUAGAGGCGGUAGAGGUGGUAGAGGCGGACCUAGAGGUGGACGAGGUGGAGGACGAGGAGGCGGUGGUGGAUUCAGAGGAGGACGAGGACGAGGCGGUGGAAGAGGAUUCUAA